CUAAGGUUCUUUUCCUCUUUUGAAACCCCCAUACGGUACAUACCAUGGAAUGGAGAGAGGUUGAGGCAGUGCCAGUCACGGAUUCAAGGCAGAACACUGUAACAACCUCGGUCGGUACCUACACACUACACUAAAUCCAACCAUCCGCCAUUCGACAUGCCUACAAAUGCUGCGCCUCGGUGAGGUGGACCGCUGCAGGCCGCUGUAGGCCCCCACCAGGACGCCCGAUCCUGCGCCGCCGCUGCAACUACACACCUUAGGUGGUAGGUAGGUCGGUCGCGCUGCCCAACUAUUUCCAUUUGAGUCGCUGAAGCCCCUUGGUCUGGGCUGGCAGGCAAACCAGCUUGGGAUGUGCACUCCGCUCCUUAUCUAAAGAAAAGAGAUGGACGGUCCGCUUGUCGGUUGGCAAAAUGCCGACACCACCCGCGGGACCUUGAGCAUCAUCAAGACAUGUUUGGUCACAAUCUUCGCCUGCACAUGGACCAUCCAGCAUCUCAACGUGCCCGCCGCCCAUGAUGGCGAGUGGCGCAGGUUCUUCCGCGUCUGCAAAUGGAUGCUUGUUACCAUCCUGCUCCCCGAGUUCAUCCUGGCCCACGCCAUUAUGGAACUGGUCCUCGCCGUCGAAGCCAUGAGGCACAUGAAGAGGACCUCUUUUUCCACCCCGGGUUGGGGGCAGAUAGCCGUCGUGUAUCCGCGCUGGCUUGCCCUGCUUGUGGACUCCCCGAACCGCUGGCCUGCCCUCCGCUCCAUGUUGGGCCAGAAACCGGUUGACAGACUUGCCUACGAAGAGCAACAGCGUCGGCCAAGCACCACCUCCAGCAGCCAGCCAAGCACCACCUCCAGCAGCCAGAGCGAGGAGCACCCAUCCCACAUGGUCCGAUGGACCCUGACGCACGCCUACUUCGCUAACAUGGGCGGCUUUGUGUUUUCGCCGGGACCCAUCGCAGUUCCGUUAACAGGCGAAUAUCUGGCUUCGUUCUACGGCCAUUUUGACUUGCCCAAGAUUACCGAAGACGAGAUCAAAGACAGGAGCAAAACGGAUGGGCUCGCCAAAGCUUUCUCUGUCUUCCAAAUAUCUCACCUCGUGCUUUCGCUCAUCGUCCGCCGGAGCCAGGGUCUGCCGAGCUCCCAGCUCGAGAUUUUGACACUCGCUUUUGCAAUCUGUGGCGUCGUCACAUACGCAGUUUACUGGUACAAGCCGAAGGACGUCGCUGUCCCCAUUAGUGUCCGUACCAAGUAUGGUGAAGACGAACCCGGCCGGGCUCUACCCCGUCUGACAACCUUCGAGAGUUUCUGGAGAGUCGUGACCAAUAACAAGGACGACCGCUCCAGGCCGCUCGGCCGCGUUCCUAACGAUAACAUCCCCGUUAACCGGGCCGGCUUCGCGCACACCGCAACCUUUCUCCUGGCCUUCGUCUCGGCAGCGUUCGCCAGCUUGCACGCCGUUGCCUGGGACUUCGAUUUUCCCACCGCGGCCGAAGCAACCAUCUGGCACGUCUGCACCAUCCUCACCAUCACCCUACCUCCGCUAGGCUUGCUAGGGAUCCCGCUUUCUCAGUCCACCUGGCGCCAGGGAAACCCACGGGACUUCCAGUAUGCCACCGUCCGCGUUCUGCGCGAACUCUGUUGGCAGCUCGAAACUGCCGAAGAAAAGAAGAAGCUCAAUUUCAUCCGCGAGAUGUUGGAGGCACAAUACGACACGGGCUUCCGCCCUGCUCGGGAUGGUCACUUCAUCCGCGUCCCCUACGCAAACCUGCUUUGGUCGGCGGGCGAGGUUCCCCACCCCAACGACCAUCUCCGGCAACAGAUGCUCGACUUUGUCGACAAAAGGGGUGCAUUCCAAAACCGCCCCGAUCUCGACCUCCCGCCGGGAUAUAGCUCCAAUCUCCACCGGCUGUUCCAGCUCAUUGACGGCCACGGAUCGAAAAAGAUGGUUGAGGAGGUGGCCACCAUCGGCGUUUUCCCCCGCCGCAGCCUGCUGCCCACUGCCUUCAACAAGUGGCUGGUCUACAUCACCAUGGGUUUGUAUUGCGCCGCUCGCCUCGUUCUGGUGGCCGUAGGCCUAUCGAGUAUGCGUGCUAUGCCUCAGGGGGUUUACCGCUCGACCUGGGCUGACUACUUCCCCGCCAUUUGAUCACCAUCAUCCAGUCAGGGAGCGAUUCAAACGUGCGGUUAAUGUACUUGAACUCGAUAUUCCUAUCCAUACAUAUAAUACCCCGACUCUUAAUAUUACGAAGCCUUCUCUCUAGCUACGUUGCGGGCACGGGUCAUUAUCUUUGGGCGGUGCCGUAUGGGGCUAAGACGGGGGUUUCAGAGGAUUUGGCUGUUGCUGCACUGGUUCCUGGGGAAUGGCGGCAGGCUAGUAGUGGUAAUUCUGCCGGUAGUGUUAUCCGGGCGUGUUAGAGAUAUGUAGUAUAUACUAUGGAGUCUCACCGUUGUUGGUAGCUUACGGGCGCUGUCGAAAACUGUAGAUAUCUGGCUCACUAGCAGACCGUAGAUGAUGUUAACAGCUACAGUGGUAAGGGAGUAGAUCGAGUGCUGUAUCCCCCAAUUUCUUUCUUCAAGGGGCGUUCAAAGAGCCACUUGGUAU
Molecule: messenger RNA, 2590 nt
Organism: Chaetomium fimeti
Lineage: Eukaryota; Fungi; Ascomycota; Sordariomycetes; Sordariales; Chaetomiaceae
Exons: 2
Coding region: 383-2134 (583 amino acids)
Source: RefSeq, a predicted model, not a curated record